Molecule: messenger RNA, 2608 nt
Organism: Nicrophorus vespilloides
Lineage: Eukaryota; Metazoa; Arthropoda; Insecta; Coleoptera; Silphidae
Product: beta-1,3-galactosyltransferase 5-like
Exons: 5
Coding region: 1171-2280 (369 amino acids)
Cellular component (GO): membrane
Molecular function (GO): hexosyltransferase activity
Source: RefSeq, a predicted model, not a curated record
UUCCGUUUGGUGGCAAUGAUGGGUGUGUGUGAGAUGUGUGUGUGUGCGUCUUUCUCUGUUCUUUUCUUUUUGAAGAAUUGUAGAUUUGCGCAUUGAUUGGAAUGUUGAAAGAGCGUGUAGCUUUUAUACUGUUGUGUAAACUCGGCCGCAAGUGGGGGCUUCGUUGGUUGUCUGGUUGUUGGUUUCACAUUAUUUGAGUGUAUGGUCUUGGGUUCUGUUGUGUGGUCGCAUAACUGGUUUAUUUUCAUAAAACCCCGGGUUAUGGCAUGGUCUAAAAUGCUGGCGCACGAGAAGAUAUUCAAUGAGACAUAAAUAAUUCAUUAAAACUGCCAAAAGACACAAUAAUAGAAGCCUCAGCAUUUGAGGGGGCGGUUUCACCCAUGAAGCCAGCUACAUCGAAGCUCUGUAUACAGUUCACCCAUCAUUCCCAGUUCACUAUCUACUAACUCACACCACUGGAAAGCAUCUUCACCUAUAACACUGGCAUACGAGAUGUCCCAAGGGCCCAUCGAAGAGAAAUUGUUUUAUUAUUUUACUACAUAAAUUUGAUUGAAAAUGGGAACGAUGGAGGCGGCGUUCUGGGAAAUUGUUGCUGCGUUUUUGUGGAUGAAAAAAUAUUGUGCAUAUGCAAAUGACGUCAGGAAUUACAAACGACGUACGGGAAACACAUUCGAACCUGCUACGCCUGUAAACAAUGGGUUUAAUUUGCGUUUUCGAAACAUUCCAUUCGCACAUCUCUCGCACUUCGCUGUUUUCUUUUAAUGUACCAUCGGUCCGUUAAUAUUCGCUCUCGCCUUUUUCGUUCCGUUUUUUGUUAUUUAUUUUGUCUCUCUUUUUAUAACCGUGCCCGCCGCCACUAUUCAUUUCCCCCCAACUGUUGCGUAACAACAUUGGUUAUCUGUUGGGUGGCGAUUGGUUGAGGACGAGUGGCGGUGAAACCCGAUUGGCCUUCAGAUCCACCCCCGCCGGCGCAUCUGUGGUCCCUCCGAUUCGCCGGCCGCCAAACGCGAAAUCUGCACAAAAAAAACAUACAACCCCGCCACCCCCUAUCGCUGGCUUGGUUACCGGUCAUAAAUUCCGUGAUCUGCAUACGCGAACAGUUCCAAUUCGGCUCCGAAUCAUCUCAAAUUAAGACAAACAGAAAUAAACAAAAAAAAUCUGCCCAACAAGAUGGUCCGCAUAUCGCCCAGAGGUAUGGGGAUACCAUGUGCUACAAAUUGCAAGUUGCAAUGUGCACUGUUCAUCAUAGGCUUGCUGUCGCUGGUGUACGUGCUGUACAACGCUUCGCCACAGUUGAUAGUGGCACCCCAGGCACCCCAGGCUCACGUCAUGCUCAAUAUAUCAAAUACCAUGGCUGUAACCACACAUAAUGCCUCCCUUCUAACUGGGAAGAAUGCAACUACGGUGUCGGAGGCGGCUCCAGCCGGGGUUCAGCAACCUCACCAGGACCUCACAAGAGGUGUGCCGGCGGAGUUCAUCUACGAGGCCGGCCACGUUGGCUUCAAUUCAGACAUCUGUCCAGAUCUGGGAAAGAACCUACAGCUGUUGAUCGCCAUCACCUCCGCGCCCAGCCACCAGAGUUCGAGAAUGGCCAUCCGGCAGACCUGGGGUCACUAUGGCUCUCGACGGGACGUGGCCAUCACCUUCAUGUUAGGCACCACUUCCAACCAAACGCUUAUCGACCAAAUAAAGGAGGAAGAGUUCUUGUAUGGUGACAUCAUCACCGGCAAAUUCAUAGACACUUACGACAACCUAACGUUGAAAACGAUUUCGAUGCUGGAAUGGGUGGAUAACUACUGUCCAAAAGCGUCGUUCGUACUUAAGACUGAUGACGACAUGUUCAUCAACGUCUCCCGACUACUGGCGUUCAUCGGGAAGCACAAGCCGGAGCAGAGGAACAUCUACGGUCGUCUGGCUAAAAAGUGGAAGCCUAUUAGGAAUAAGAAAUCCAAGUAUUAUAUAUCGCCCCAGCAGUAUAAGCCCGCCGUAUUUCCGGACUUCACCACCGGUCCAGCUUAUCUGCUGCCGGCUCGCUUAGCGAAGGAACUCUACACCGCAGCUCUGAAUCAUACUUAUUUCAAGUUGGAGGAUGUCUUCGUGACCGGCAUCGUCGCCAACAGCUUGAAGAUCAAGCGCGUCCAUGCCCCGGAAUUCCUAAACAAACGCGUAUCCUUGACACCCUGCGCAGUACAGAGAGGGAUCAGCAUACACAUGGUCAAAGGUGCUGAGCAGUACGAUUUAUGGAAGAAAUUACUAGACGGUUUGGCGAAAUGUAAAUAAAUUGGAUACUAGUCAUUCCAGUAUUUAAUCACUAAUCUCCUUCAUGUUAACGAAUUCAUGUAGAGAAUGUUCCAAAUAUAAUCUUCCAUUAAAUGUGUAUCAGCCCCGGGCGGCACCCAUCCCUAAUGUAAAUACUCAAGAGACUAUAUGUGACUAAAAGAAACGAAAUGAAAUACAGCCGAAUAAUUUAUUUAUUUCAAGCCCAUGUUCUCUCUAUCAUUAUAAUUUUUGUUUUGUAUUUGCAUGCUGGAUUUACAUCCCUUCCUGAGGUGAAUUCUCGAAUCCAGCAUUAGGCUGUGCUAAUAAAUAUAUUCUCGAUUUUUCUCAA